Messenger RNA from Ictalurus punctatus (channel catfish), 3692 nucleotides. RefSeq names its product leukotriene B4 receptor 2a (gene ltb4r2a). The record is from RefSeq and is a predicted model, not a curated record. NCBI's taxonomy places the organism in Eukaryota, Metazoa, Chordata, Actinopteri, Siluriformes, Ictaluridae. Gene Ontology annotation, molecular function: leukotriene receptor activity; complement receptor activity. The transcript is spliced from 6 exons. Gene Ontology annotation, cellular component: plasma membrane. Gene Ontology annotation, biological process: complement receptor mediated signaling pathway; inflammatory response; phospholipase C-activating G protein-coupled receptor signaling pathway. The coding region runs from base 516 to 1640 and encodes 374 amino acids.
AUCACAUAUGAGAUGUAAGCAGAGAUAAGAGGAAGACACGGAGGACAAGGAGGAGGAGGAACUGAAACUCCUCCCAUUUUGAUUUGUGUCAAAGCUGACAGCUAGAUCACAAGAGAAGCUAGAGCACAGGAGAAGACCUGGAAGGACGGGACAGAGGGAGAGUGAGGAAUGUAGAGAUUAUGGAAACUACGACGGACAGUGCAAAUUAGAGGACGAAGGGAGAGAUAUCCGACCUGACUCUGGGUGUUUUCUGUCUUCUGCAGAACUACAGGAACCGAGGGUGUGACCGUGCUUAGGACGUCGACACACAUCUGUCUCGUGAAUGCGUGAACAUCUGGCCGGUGCAGCCGACACGCUGUCAAGAAUUUACGCUCUCCUAACAAGCCAUCAUCAUCCUCAUCAUCCUCAUCGUCAUCCUCAUCCUCAUCAUCCUCAUCAUCCUCAUCGUCAUCCUCAUCAUCCUCAUCGUCAUCAUCCUCAUCAUCCUCAUCGUCAUCCUCAUCAUCCUCAUCAUCAUGGCCUUCAUGCCCACGCCAGGACUCAAUUUCUCUUCACGCCUCCCCAACACCACGUCCACCUCCGCGACCACGACUAUCCUAAGCAGCAAAGAAGGAACCAUAGUAGCAGCUGUGAUCCUAAGCAUCGCCUUCCUCCUCGGCAUUCCCGGCAACCUCUUCGUCAUCUGGAGCAUCAUGGCACGAACGCGACGCCCCUCGGUCACCACCACGCUUAUUCUCAACCUGGCCUGCGCAGACGGCAUGCUCAUGCUGCUCACGCCGUUCUUCGUCAUCUACCUCGUCCAGCGCUCCUGGAUCUUCGGCCAGACCAUGUGCAAGGUCCUGUAUUACUUCUGCUGCGCCAACAUGUACGCCUCCAUCUUCCUGAUCACGCUGAUGAGCCUGCACAGGCUGGUGGCCGUGGUGUGGCCGCACCGUAUCGCCACCUUAAGCAUGCGCAACACUGUACUCCAAACACUUCUGGUGAUCUGGAUCCUGGCUUUAGCUCUGGCUGUGCCCGUUUUAAAGUUCAGGGACAUCAGCAAUAGCACAGCGGAAAAAAUCGUGUGUGACUGUCUACACAGCGAGCCCGGAUAUGCGGUGAUGCAGUACUCUAUGGAGACGGUCCUGGGCUUCUUGCUGCCGUAUGGCGUGAUCCUGGUCAGUUACAGACGGGUUCUUCUCAGGAUUCGCCGCACGCGCUUUCAGAGACGCAUUCGCAGCGAGAAGCUCAUUCUGUUCAUCGUGCUCACCUUCGCACUCUUCUGGCUGCCGUACCAUGUCGUCAACGUGCUGCAGGUGACCGAAGCGUUCCUUGGGGACUCGAAUUCUAAGAUACACAAGAUCCGGACGCUACUGAGGCCCUUUGCGGCUGCAGUGGCCUUCGUCAGCAGCUGCAUUAACCCCAUCCUGUACAUGUAUGUAGGAAAGGCGUACAUGCGCCGGGCGGGUAUGGGCUUCAUGGCGCGUCUCUUCGAGGCCACGGGACGCGAUUCGGCGUCUCGUAAAUCUCAGAACCAGCAGCGUGAGCUGGGAGAAAACGACGGACUGCGUGAUAAGGAGUCCGAAUCCACGACGAGCGUGAACACCAGCAGUAACGUCAAAACGACGCGCGUUCAAAAUGGGACGCGAGGAGACAUAUGAAACCUAGAGGAGCGGCUUCACGUGUCAGAUAAGAGGAGAGAAAUCGUUUUCACAGCAGCUCAUGAGGAGUUUUAUUCUGAUCCAGCAGAGCGAGCGGCCGGUAGAUCAGGUCAAGACUGCCUCCUAGUGAUAGCUCCUGCUUCAUUGCUCCAGGGUUUCACGUGAAUGCCGGUCUCUCAUGGUUCACGUCUCUGUCCGUCACGUGGCAACAAAAAGCUUUCUAUCACCCGUCGUACGAGUUGAGUGGAUCAGAGAAGAGCUGAAGUCAUGUCGCGCUGAAUGAAAAGGCUGUGUUUCAAUCCAAAAUGGCUGAUUUCAAGGCAUUUUGGGAUUCAUUCGCCCCCCCUAAAAAAAAAAAAACCUGUCUCAGGUCAGUUCACGUUAAUGGAUUUCACCUUCCGGUGAUUUAGAGGCAGACAAAAUGAACUCCAAAGCUGAAAACUGGAUUCACACCGGUGUAAAAUAUGGAAUCUUCGAACGUCCAAAAAAAAAAAAAAAAACCCCAUACAGUUGCGAGCAAAAGUUUGUGCACCCUCGGGACAAAAAAACCGACGAAGGGAAGACAAGACUCUUAUAAAUAGCGAGUAAACGUUACGAGUGUAAACGUUCAGUGCGUCUCCGUUCUGAAUGUGAAAUCAAUGUUCUCAAAAAUACAUUACGAAUGUCCUUGAUAUAUUUAUAUAUACACAGGCUGGUCACUUUAAUAGGAACACCUGGACAGAUUGAAGUAAAGAUCGUCUGGCCUUUUUCCGGUCUUCACCUGUCCAGUUUCGAUGAUCUCAUGCCCUCUGAUUCCUGUUCUUGGCUGACAGGACGGGAACCCGACGUGGUCUUCUACUCUCCUGCCUCGCGGUGUUGAGGCGUACUGAGAUGCUUUUCUGGUUGUAGAGCGUUCCUGUCAGCUUGAAGCAGUCUAACCGUUCUCCUCGGACGCUCUCUCAUCAUUGCGGCGUUCCCGCUCUCGGAAAUGCUUCUCGCUGGACGUUUUUUAUGGUUUCCACAUUAUUCUGUGUAAACUCUAGAGACUGUUUCAUGUGAAAACUGAGCACUGAGCUGCUGCCACAUGAUUGGCUGUUUGGAUAAAAGCAUGAAUAUGCAGGUGUGGUAUUUCUAUUCAAUUCAGUUUCAUUUGUAGAGCGCUUUUAACAACGGACAUUGUCUCAAAAGCAGCUUUACAGAAACAUAUCAAUCCAGGAUUUAGAUUUUAAAUGUAUGAACUGAUCCCUAGUGAUGGUUUGAAUAUUUGAUAUGACUCGUGUCAAAGAGAGAGAUACGCUCGUGUCGUGUUGGCCGGGCUUGUGCAAGAUCCUUUCGUUUGUUUGUAAUGUGAGAAACCGCAUAUGUACUAUGUACAGGAAACAGAAACGAUUAGUUCACAUCCUGACUCUGUUCUCUGGUCUGAGUAUUAUAUAUUCUGCAUAUAUUCUGUACCGGAUACACUGUAUUUCUUACAAUUUACAAAGUUGUGAAUGUCUGUAAUGAUGGUCGUUUAUCCAUAACACUGAAUCUGGUAAUAAAUAAGGCUCUCAUUUCAGAGCCUCAGCCUACACGACUGUCACGUGACAAAAGAUCUGGGACCAGAAGACCCACUUGAGUUGUGUAUUAAUCAUUUCCAUUUCUAAUCACUUGUCCUUGGCUGCAUUAUCAUUUUUUUCGUUACUGUGAAUAUGAUCAAAGUUUGUGUAAGUAGAUGGUUUAGGGGAAUUGUAAAUGUAAACUUUUAAUUGAAUUCUGCUCACUGGAACGAUACGUAAGGAAAUGAUCCAAUCACUAAUGUGUACAGGCGUUCCUAUUAAAGUGGCCAGUGAGGGCAUAUCUGUAUAUCGUAUAUUAUUCAUCGAUUAAUCAUUCAAUGGCUAGUUUUAUUGUAUUUCUCAUCUUAUGUGUUUUUCCCCCAUUCUCCUCACCACAUAUAUGGUAAUGAGGGGGGUGUGGCCAAAAAAGUAAACUGCAUAUUUAUGUGCAUAGUUAUAUAAUGGUAUAUAUACACACUGUUUUAUUUUAUUUGAGUAAAUAAAACAAAAGAAAAUAAAUUUUAUAUCAUUUUUUAAA